CCCCGCCCCGGCCCCGUUCCCCCGCAGCCGGGCGGGGGAGGAGGAUGGAAACACCCUUCUACCAUGAUGAUGUGUUGAGCGGCCUCGGCAGCGGCUUCGCCCCGUCCUCCGGUAGCAGCGGGCUCCUCCUGCCCUUCCCCGGCGGCGGCAGCAUGAUGAAGAAGGACGCUCUCGGAAUGGCCUUACCGGAGCAGGUGGCUGCGGCUUUGAAAGCACCGGGUUCGGCGAGCGGCGAAGCGGCGGGAUUGCUGGGUUCGGCCGAACUGGGUUUGCUGAAGUUGGCGUCUCCCGAGCUGGAACGGCUCAUCAUCCAGUCCAACGGGUUGGUGACCACCACCCCGACCAGCGGGCAGUUCCUCUACCCCAAAACGGCCGCUUCCGAGGAGCAGGAGUUCGCCGAGGGGUUCGUGAAAGCGCUGGAGGACUUGCACAAGCAGAACCAGCUGGGCGGCGGCGCGGCGGGGAGCGGCGGCGGCGGCGGAGGAGGCGGAGGAGGCGGCAGCGGUGCGGGCGAGCUGCCCGCCGCCGGUCUGGCCCCGGAGCCUCCGGUGUACGCCAACCUCAGCAGCUACCCGGCGGUGAGCUACGCCGCCGAUCCCGGCCCCUUCGCCGCGCCUCCUCCGCGGCUCCCCCCGCCGCCGCCUCCACCUCCUCCGCCGCCGCCACCGCCGUUAAAGGACGAACCUCAGAUCGUCCCGGAGGUGCCGAAUUUUGGGGAAAGCCCACCCCUUUCCCCCAUCGAUAUGGACACGCAGGAACGUAUCAAGGCGGAACGAAAAAGGCUGAGGAACCGCAUCGCCGCUUCCAAAUGCCGUAAGAGGAAGCUGGAACGAAUCUCCCGCCUGGAGGAGAAGGUGAAGAGCCUCAAGAGCCAGAACACGGAGCUGGCCUCCACCGCCAGCCUGCUCCGGGAGCAGGUCGCCCAGCUCAAGCAGAAGGUCCUCAGCCACGUCAACAGCGGCUGCCAGCUCCUGCCCCAGCACCAGCACCAGGUGCCGGCUUACUGCCCCCCCCCGCCCCCCCCACGGGGGGGGGGAACGGGACCGAGGGGAAUUCCCCUCACGUUUCCCCGCGAACGGACUUGAGGGGAGGGAGAGGACGGUGUUCCUGAGGUGGGGAUGGC
Molecule: messenger RNA, 1123 nt
Organism: Haliaeetus leucocephalus (bald eagle)
Lineage: Eukaryota; Metazoa; Chordata; Aves; Accipitriformes; Accipitridae
Gene: JUND
Product: jun D proto-oncogene
Exons: 2
Coding region: 45-1085 (346 amino acids)
Biological process (GO): regulation of cell cycle; regulation of transcription by RNA polymerase II; regulation of cell population proliferation
Cellular component (GO): transcription regulator complex
Molecular function (GO): transcription factor binding; RNA polymerase II cis-regulatory region sequence-specific DNA binding; DNA-binding transcription factor activity, RNA polymerase II-specific
Source: RefSeq, a predicted model, not a curated record